AUGAAUACGAGACUAUCAUCAUGGUAUUUGUUUAUAGAAGCUGUUAAGAGAGAGAGAGAGAGAGAGAGAGAGCUUUUGCUAAAGACUUUCUAUUUUGCAUCAUUAGGACAUGAGGAAUUAAAUGGAUCAUUCAUCAACGAUUUGGCAUUUGAUUCUUUUGGCAAGGUUAAAACUGAUGAGCAUCUUUUCACUGGCCACAAUGUUGCUAUCAAAAUCCUCAAUCGCCGUAAGAUCAAAAACAUGCAAAUGGAAGAAAAGGUGGGGAGAGAGAUUAAUAUUCUCAGGCUGUUUAUGCAUCCUCAUAUAAUUCGCCAAUAUGAAGUCAUAGAGAUCCCAAAUGACAUUUAG
Messenger RNA from Eruca vesicaria subsp. sativa (arugula), 348 nucleotides. NCBI's taxonomy places the organism in Eukaryota, Viridiplantae, Streptophyta, Magnoliopsida, Brassicales, Brassicaceae. The record is from the annotation of a GenBank genome assembly.